Messenger RNA from Drosophila bipectinata, 2287 nucleotides. RefSeq lists its product as uncharacterized. Gene Ontology annotation, biological process: triglyceride biosynthetic process. NCBI's taxonomy places the organism in Eukaryota, Metazoa, Arthropoda, Insecta, Diptera, Drosophilidae. The record is from RefSeq and is a predicted model, not a curated record. Gene Ontology annotation, cellular component: plasma membrane.
UCGAGAGGACCGAACGUCUGGCCAGUAUCAACGGAGAUAUUAAACCACAGAUUCAAAAUAAUAUAUACGCACCUACAAUAUAUAGUGCAUUUAUACUAAAUAAAGCUUCGGAUUUCGUUUUCAUAAAGCCAUUAAAAUGGAAAGUUUUUGGCAAGAGUUGAAAUCACUUUUGAAGACCCUGAUUUGCUUUGUGGUUGCCCUGAUGCUGGUGCCUCUGCUGCUCUUAUCUUUCCUCUGUGCCCACUUUGGCAACGAACUAUCGAAUUAUGUUCUCAGCAUUAAAUAUCCCAACCUCACAAUCUCAAAGUCCAAGAAGAUCCGGACUUUAAUCGACACCCCGAAGAACGCUGGAAUCUUUCACUUUCUUCUACAGGUUGAGGGUAAUUGUGAUUUUGAAAAAAUCAAGCGCUCGUACUCCCAGUAUUUAACAGAUCUGAGGGAUAAAACAGGAACAUUGAGGUUUCCAAAGUUGCGCCAAAAAUUGGUAACCUGUUGGGGCAAUUAUGCUUGGGUUAAUGACAAUAGUGGCUUCAACAUCAACAAUCACGUUCUGCUGAGCACCCACAAGUAUCGAGGACGUCCUGUCACUGAAUCGAAUAUUCAGGAUUAUGUUAGUGAACUGGCCACCAAGUACAUACCCUCCGACCUGCCCCAAUGGCAGGUGAUUGUGAUACCCAACUCGGAGCCCUCUCAACCCUAUUAUAUUCUGAUUAAACUGCACCACCUGAUUAUUGCCGAGGAGGAGGACUUGCAUGUGAGUGAGAUGCUGCUGCUGCAGGAUCCUCAGAACCAAAAGAAAACUCUGAUGUCCCUGAAUGAUGGUUUGGCUGAGAUCUCGAAUCAGGAACAGCAGCUGUCUCAUUUUGUGCGAAAGCCUGAACACAUCAGCCGAUUGAUUAAUCAUCUCGUGCAUCUGGUUGUGUGUCGAUGGCAGCAGUUUAUUUACGAAUUCGAGUCCCUCGAAGGUCCUGAUGGCUCCAGCUCUAUUACCCCCGUUAGAAAUCUCAGUCAGCUUUUGUCCUUGCUGAUAAUUGUGAUGGUUAAUGUCGUUUUGGGAUACUGGCGGAAUCGUAACCUGCUCCAGAAACUGAAACGACGAUCGGGUCAUUAUAGAAAUGAAGUGGGUAGAAUUCAUACUAUUAGACUGCUUUUAAAUCGAGAAAUAGAACAGAGAAAUCUAAGUUGGAUGGGGGCCAGGAAUGCUAUAUAUAAUAGUCUGCAGCCAACUCACUUGGCCAAAGUUUGGACCCGAUUCCUCUGGCGACUUAAUCUCAAUCAUUUCCUUCUAUUACCAUAUCACUUUUACUGUGAAUUCAUAGCCUUUGGUGAUGUCCUGUUCAAGGGUCAAACCUCGUAUACUUCAACUUAUUGCGCCAGACUCCAUUUGUACGUCCCCCUGCUACUUUAUGCACAAUUGGAGCUAUUCAAGAUAUUCUGGGAGCUGUUCAAGGCUCCUAGAAAUAUCUACGAAGUGUUAAUAGAACAGCCCACCAAGGAGCUGAAUAUUUUGCACAAGAAGUCCUAUGCAGGGAGGAAGAUUGUGUCCUUUAGUCGCUCCUUAAAUGGCGUUCAAUUAAGAGAACGAAAUCGAGAAAAGUUCAAUAACAAUCUCAGGGAAUCUGACUUUAGUUUGACUUGCUUGGCUGGAGCCGUUCACGACUACUUCGAGACAUUCUCCAGCGAUACUCAGGUUCCAAAUCUAUUGAAUACAACUUGCAGGACAAUAGAUAAAGGAUACUUUACCAGUCGGAGUGGGGACAAAUCGGAAAAUAUCGGGGGCGUUGUGUUUUUGCAAUUACCUUUGAAAAAACCCGAUACAAAUCAUGCCAAGGAACUCCACGAAAUUGUGGAGAAAAUUCGAAGGCAACAAAUAAUGAUAUACCUAGCAUCGAUCGGCCAAACCAAAUAUAGUCUGCUCACCUCCCUAUUGCCGCAUGUGCUGACCAAAAUAUUUAUAAACUUUUUCUCCUACAACUUCCCGAUCACAAUUACUGAGAUUUACGGAGCCACGGAUGAGUUUCAAUCGGCCUGGGGUCAGAAAGUGCAGGAUGUCCUGCUGUUUAGGCCACCCCAAUCAAAGACUUGCCUUUCGCUGAAUCUUCACCGUUUCGGUGAUAGAUAUAGACUGGCCGUAAUGGCAGAUACCCAUUUGGCACCGGAUCACACAAUCAUCACGAGAUCCUUUGAACGAUAUAUGGAGACGAUCACUCUCUGACAUCUCUACGAAAUCUUAUGUAUCCAUGGAUAUUUAUCAAUUAAACGAAAAAAAAACUAUUUAUCCAACUUA